GGCAUAGGCCAUGCUCGUUUUUUCUACAAAACUUUUAUCUAUAUUUCGGUGUUUGUGCCCCUAAAGAUUUCCACCCUCGGUGAGAGAGGUUUGUGGGUUAGAGCAAUAAACAAUUUUCCGUAAAUUUUUGUUGGCUCGUGAACACUUACAGUGGAAAUCUUAGGCACAGCUUUCUUCACUCUCUCUUCAAUAUGGCUCACGGAUUUACUACAGAAACAAAUCCUGAGAUGUCCCACGACUUGCGGAAAGACAGAGGGCUAUCUGAACUUGGAUCGGAACAAUAUACUCAGACCGUUACAUCAUAUUCAAAGAGGCUAUUACAGUGCCAAAGCGAUAUUGACAACAUUUGUGAUUUCGUCGCAAAAAAUCCAGUGCAUCUUAGAGAUGUGAACAGCAUCAUAAACAAACUGGACAAAAACAUUAGUGAGUUUGAUAAGCUAUAUACUAAAUACUCAACUUACCUGAGUACUCUGAGAACAUCAGACAGUAUACAAGAGAAUUCUAAGUGGAAAGCAGUUCUGGACUCUACUAAGACCAAAGUGUGUGAUGUUAUUAAGCGUCUUAAGGUUCCGAACAAGCCUUCAUCUAUGACGGUGUCCGGGCGAGUCAGUCAGCGUUCCAAGUUAUCGUCCUUUCUCUCUCAGGGAGGCACAAAACAGCUAGGGGAAGCCGUACUGAAACACUCCGAACGCCUCUCUUCAGCCAAGGCUCGACUCAAGUUUGCAGCAGAAGAAGCUGCUCUCCUCAAACAGGAAGCAGAACUUAAUGCUAACAAGAUCAUUCUAAGUACGAAACGUGAAGUUGAAGAAGCGAAAUGCAACCUCGAGGCAUUGUAUGACAUGUCGGAUCUGGGAGAGAGCUAUGCUCCACCAUCCAGUGUUGAAGACAACCAACUCGAAGCAGAAUCAGUACUUCAACGAACAAAAUCUUAUGUUGACUCUCAAGAAGAUACAAGAUCCCAAAGCCAAGACCGUGCUCCUACGGAGGAUGAAAGUGAGUCUAAUUUACCCCAGAGACAGUUGGAUAACACAGUAGAACCAACAUCUUAUUUUGUUCCCUCCGCGAAUGGUGUCCAAAUAAAUAACAUGAACAGUACAGGGUUCAAUCCGCAAACACCGCAUACUGGACUUACUGACAUGAACACAUGCUCGGAGUUUGCUAAAGUCUUCGCCAAGAAGGACUUAGUUUCAAAGAUACACAUCUUUGACGACAAUCCAGAGAACUUUUCCUCAUGGAAAGCCUCAUUCAAAAAUGCAGUGAAAGAACUUAGUCUCACACCCAUGGAGGAGAUGGGCCUGUUGAUUCAGUGGCUGGGGAACACCUCAUCAGCAACUCAGGCAAAGAGUAUCAGAAACGCUAACGCCUCGAAUCCAGGUCGCGGGUUACAACGUAUAUGGGAUCGCCUUCAGGAUCGCUUCGCUAAUCCGGAAGUUGUCGAGUCUGCCAUCAAGAGGAAACUUGCUAAGUUCCCUAAGCUAGGAAACAAAGACAAUACAAAGCUAUAUGAACUCUUUGAUAUUGUGUCAGAAAUCGAAUCCUUGAAGGAAAACCCUGUCUACUCAACAUUGCUCGCUUACUUCGAUUCAUCGUCAGGUGUGAACCAAAUUGUGGCCAAGUUACCUCACUACAUCCAAGAAAAAUGGGUGACAGAAGCAACAAACUACAAGCAGAGGACUGGACAUCCAUAUCCUACAUUUCCUGUGUUUGUGGCAUUCUUGGAGAAGAUCACAAAGAUGAAGAAUGACCCUAGUCUACAGUUUGACACCUUACCUGACGCUAACAGAAGUGAACAGCAGAAGGUACACCCAGUAAAGCUGCAAGGUCGUAAGAGUAACACUACUGUGACUGCAUUUAAAACACAACUACAAAGCUCUGGAACCCUACUUAAAGACAGUGGUUCUUCUUUGGACAAGUGCCCUAUUCAUGAAAACUCUAAACACACAUUAAAUGAGUGUCGUUCAUUUCGUGCUCGACCAUUAGAUGAGCGGAGAACAUUCAUAAAGGAAAAGGGCUACUGCUUUCGUUGCUGUGGUCCAAAGAAGCACAUGAGGUCAAAAUGUAAUGAGACUGUCCUAUGUUCUGUUUGUAAAGGCUCUGAUCAUCCAUCAGCCUUACACAAAGAUCCUGAUACCACCUCACUGGCCGUAGAAUCCCAUGAGGGGGAGAGGCUCCCAGUUGUUAGUUCCAGCUGCACUCAGAUAUGUGGGAAGCCAUUCAACACCAGCAAGUCAUGUGCAAAGAUCGUGAAAGCCCUUGUAUAUCCAAAACAGAAACGUGACCUUGCUAGAUAUAUCUACUGCAUCAUUGAUGAUCAAAGCAGCAACACUCUCGCCACUUCUAGAUUCUUUGAUUGUUUCCAUGAAUACGGUCCAGACCAUCUGUACACGUUGAAAUCAUGUUCCGGUGAAUCUGUAAACAGUGGACGUAAAGCAUGCGGAUAUGUGAUAGAGUCCUGUGAUCAAUCACAAGUGUUCAGAUUACCAGAUAUCAUAGAGUGCAACGAGAUACCACAAAAUCGCAGUGAGAUACCAUCUCCUGAAGUUGCGGCUAUUUACCCACACCUUAGUGACAUUACUCACUAUAUACCUACCAUUGACAAUCACAUUUCGAUUGAACUACUUAUUGGUCGUGACCUUAUUGACACUCAUAUAGUGCUUGACCAACGUGUUGGUGUUCCUUUAGGACAGAUAUUACCCCUUGGAUGGGUCCUCAUUGGAAACUCCUGUCUAGGAACAGUUCAUGAACAGACAGUUGUCACUGUCAACAAGACCGCCAUACUAGCCAAUGGUAGACCAACCUACCUGGAGCCCUGUGAAAGUUCCUUUUGUGUGAAAGACGACACAGUAUUUAAGCAAACAGCAUAUGAUGAAUGUGAAGGGCUGUCGUUAGAAGACCAGGCCUUCCUGGAUAUCAUGGACUUAGGAUUCCAAAUGUCCGAGUGUGGUAAAUGGACAGCACCUCUACCAUUUCGGACGUGUAGACCCAUUCUACACAACAAUCGAGAAGCCGCAAUGAAACGAGCUAUUUCGUUCAAGAACAGUCUUAUACACAACCCAACCAAAGCAGCGCAUGUCCGAGAGUUUAUGCAGAAGAUACUGGAUAGACAGCAUGCUGAACCCGUUCCUGUAACAACCAGUAAUGCAGAAAAAUGGUACUUACCACUAUUCAGUGUCUAUCAUCCCAAGAAGCCCAACAGCGUCAGGGAGUUCUUCGAUUCUUCUGCGAAGUAUUAUGGGUAUUCCCUCAACGAUGUUCUUUUGAAAGGACCUCCUCUCUACAACAGUCUUCUCGGGAUCCUGCUCCGAUUUCGAAAGGAAGCAGUUGCUGUUACCGCGGACGUUGAACAAAUGUUCCAUAACUUUCUCGUUACUCCAGGACAUAGAGACUAUCUUAGAUUCCUCUGGCAUGAGGACAACGACAUCUCUAAACCACUAGUAGACUAUCAUAUGAAUGUUCACGUUUUCGGGAACAGCCCGUCACCAGCUGUAGCCACUUACGGGCUACGCAAGGCAGUCGAGAAUGCAGAGACAGAUGUUCAGGACUUCAUUUACAAGAACUUCUAUGUCGACGACGGCUUGGUUUCCUGUCGUACAUCUGAAGAAGCCAUCAAUCUGCUUACUCGUACACAACGUGUUCUGCAUGACAAUGGGAAACUUAGGUUACACAAGUUCGCUUCCAAUAACAGGGAGGUGUUGGACUCAUUUCCACAGAGUGAGCUGGCUAAGGAUCUCUGUAACCUUGACCUUUGUAAUGAUGCACUACCAUUGCAGAGAAGUUUAGGACUCUCUUGGGACAUUGAAACUGAUCAGUUCACAUUUCGCACGUGUAAAGACAAGAAACCAUUCACCAGACGCGGAAUAUUGUCUGUGAUUAAUGGACUUUAUGAUCCCAUAGGCUUUGCUGUCCCUGUCAUUUUGAAAGGCAAGCUUUUGAUGAAAGAAAUUCUGUCUAGUACAAUCACCUUAGAUUGGGAUGACCCAAUUCCUGAGAUGUUUAAAAGCCCAUGGGACGACUGGGUACAAUCCUUAAUUGAACUAGAACAAGUGUGUGUUCGUAGGCAAUACUCGGAUCACUCAUAUACAGAUUCCAGUGUUCAUCUUGUACAUGUAUUCUGCGAUGCAUCGAAAGAUGCAAUUGGUGCUGUUGCAUAUCUACAGCUCUUUGGACCUGUCAGUUCAGAGCCCACACUCAGUUUUCUACUUGGAAAGGGAAAGCUUGCACCUAAUGGCGGCAACACCAUUCCUCGGAUGGAACUGUGCGCCGCAGUUCUUGGCGUCGAAGUUGCAGACAUAAUCAAGGAACAACUUGGUAUUCCAUCAGAGUGCUUUCGAUACUACACAGACAGCCAGAUUGUCUUGGGUUAUCUGACAAACACUACUCGCAGAUUCUACGUUUAUGUGUCAAACAGAGUGAAGCGUGUUCAUUCGUCCUCAUCUCCGACACGAUGGACACAUGUUCCCACUGAGCAGAAUCCGGCUGAUCUGACUACGAGAUCAGUAUGUGCUACUCAACUUUCGAGCAGCAUGUGGUUGACCGGACCCCCAUUUAGGACACUGACGAAAACAUUUGCAGAACCACCCUCAUGUUUUCCAUUAGUGGAACCAAACAAUGACUGUGAGAUUAGACCGGAAGUUACGUGCAGCAAAGUUCAGGUGGAUGAUGUGAAACUCGUUAACCCCAAGAUUGGAUCAGAGAGAUUCUUAAGAUUCUCAACAUGGGAAUCUCUUGUUCAAGGAGUCAAGAUAUUGAAGCAAUUCAUAUAUAAAUCAGUGAAACACAGUGACAUUGACUCAAGUAAUGCUUAUGAACGCGCAGAACUUUUUGUGAUACAGACAACUCAGGGAGAAGCGUAUGGCGACGCAAUAAGAUGCAUCAAAGAUGGAUGUCCCUUGCCAAAAGGACACUCACUUAUGCCAUUGUCGCCAUUUAUUGACCAACAUGGUAUACUCCGCGUUGGAGGUAGACUUGACAAAAAUGGACAAGGAGAUGGCCACCUUCACCCUGUGAUCAUGCCAAAGAACCAUUAUGUCACCAGGCUGCUUGUUCGCAAAUUCCACCACCAAGUGCUACAUCAGGGACGACUGUUGACGGAAGGUGCUCUUCGAUCAGGUGGAUUCUGGGUAGUCGGUGCCAAAAAUCUCAUAAGAUCAGAGAUCAAAUCAUGCGUCACAUGUCGCAAGUUGAGAGGAAGUUUCGGUUGGCAGAAGAUGGCAGAUCUACCUGAGGAUAGGAUACAGCCUGCUCCACCCUUUUCUUAUGUAGGUGUGGAUACCUUUGGACCCUGGACAACCACGCAACGACGGACCAGAGGGGGAACGGUGAAUCAGAAGAGAUGGGCCUUGAUGUUUACAUGCCUUGUUUCACGAGCAGUUCAUUUGGAAGCCAUUGAAGAGUUGUCCACAGCUUCAUUUAUCAACGCAUUACGCAGGUUCAUAGCCAUAAGAGGCCCUGUUAUACAGUUUCGAUCUGAUCGCGGGACAAACUUCAUUGGGGCAGUGCAUGAACUAAACAUUCCUUCGGAACUGGUGGAAAACCCAGCAUCAAAAAGGUAUCUUGAGGAGAACAAGAUCAAGUGGGUGAUCAAUCCUCCCCAUGCCUCCCACUUUGGUGGGGUAUGGGAAAGAAUGAUAGGUGCUUCAAGGAAGAUACUGGACAGCUUACUCUUGAACCGUAAGGGACCUUUGACACAUGAAAUUUUGACUACAUUCUUGAUGGAAGUUAGUGCUAUCCUGAAUGCUAGACCACUCGUCGCAGUAUCAACUGACCCAGAUACACCACAGGUACUUUUACCAGAUAUGUUGAUUCAUCAGAAAACUGUACAUACCUCACAAGUGGACAUUCCAGUGUUUGGGACCAAGGAUGCCCUCAAGAGUUCCUGGAAGCAGGUGCAGUACUUGGCAGAUCAGUUCUGGCAGAGAUGGUACACAGAAUAUAUGCAGAGCUUACAGAUUUGUCAGAAAUGGUCGACAGAAGGUAGACAGUUUCAGAAAGGAGAUGUGGUUCUGAUGCGUGACGAUUCGUUAGCUAGAAACCAGUGGCCCCUUGCUAUAGUAACAGAGACCUUUGAGAGUGAUAAUGGACGCGUACGCAAGGUCAAGAUAUUUUGUGGCCGUAACAAAACAUUUUAA
Saccostrea cuccullata (small rock oyster) is the source of this 6128-nucleotide messenger RNA. RefSeq lists its product as uncharacterized. Gene Ontology annotation, molecular function: nucleic acid binding. Bases 192 to 6128 code for a protein of 1978 amino acids. The record is from RefSeq and is a predicted model, not a curated record. The transcript has 2 exons. Gene Ontology annotation, biological process: DNA integration. NCBI's taxonomy places the organism in Eukaryota, Metazoa, Mollusca, Bivalvia, Ostreida, Ostreidae.